This is a messenger RNA of Clonostachys rhizophaga, 2298 nucleotides long. NCBI's taxonomy places the organism in Eukaryota, Fungi, Ascomycota, Sordariomycetes, Hypocreales, Bionectriaceae. The record is from the annotation of a GenBank genome assembly.
AUGAAGUUACGAAAACAAACAUAUCAGAGCCUCUGGCCGCCCCCGAGUCUCCGAACAUGGCUUGCAGUCUCCUCCAUCCUCGCAAUCGCUCUGUUCUCCUCGCCCGCCGAUGCCGCCCUGCCCACCGCGCCCGCCGACCGGCCGAAUAACCCGAGAUGCGCCCAGGCAUGCAUGGCCACCAUGCGGAUGGUCCAAUUCACCGACGAGGACCCCUCGUUAGGGUUCCAGGGCCGGGUAUGUGGUGGCAGCAGGCUGAGGACCUCGUAUUACCUAUGCAUGCGGACGUACUGCACGCCGAGCGAGGGCGACGAAGCUGCCGACGAGGUGAAGAAGACGUGCCGAGAGGUGCUGGCGGGCGAAGAGGUCCCCGGGAUGGAGAGCGUGGCUGGCUAUACGGACGAGGAGGUAGAGAACUUGCCCAAGUUUGGGAGGAUGGGGUUUGAGGGGGCAGAAGGCAAGCUGGACAUAGUUGUGGUGCCUGACACGACCUUCUUCGGGUUGUGCUGGGCCAUGGGGUUCUUCUGGGCCGGCGUUGUGGCUGUCGGGAUGAUCAACAAAGCCAUCGGCCUAUGCAUGAAGUCUGACAGGUUCAGCAUGCCUGCUGAGUCGGCGCCGUGGCGCUUGGUGAAGCGAACCAUUGGACUUCCUGCGACCUUUGGCGUCCGGCAUGCACAAAGUUACGGCAUCUGGGCAACUGUGCCGCCGCGUAUCGAGUCCAUCACGAUUGCUCUCUUUGUGUUGCUAAACAUCGUCCUCAGUGUUAUUGGUUAUACCUUCUUCCCCGGGAACAUGUACUAUCCAAAGGUCAGAGAUCAGGUGCUGAGAUGGGUAGCCGACCGUACAGGAAUCAUCUCGUUUGCCAACUUCCCGCUAAUCUGGCUUUUCGGGAUGCGGAACAAUCUCGUCCUCUGGCUCACGGGAUGGGACUUUGCGACCUUUAACAACUUCCAUCGAUGGGUCGCUCGUGUGGCGACUGUGCAAGCCAUCAUCCACUCAAUCCUUUACACUAUGCUCAUCUUUUACACUGGAGGAUGGCGAUACUUCCUCGCUUGGUGGACGCAAUUGUUUUGGUGGACUGGUGAAAUCGCCACUGUAGCCUUGAGUGCCCUGAUGGGUUUCUCGUUUUACUGGCUGCGUAGGAAGCAGUACGAGUUCUUCUUGUUCAUGCAUAUUGUUCUCUCUAUCGUGGUGCUGGUCACCAUGCUUGGUCACGUAUCGAUCUUCGAAGGGGAAUACGAUGCCCUGGUAUGGGUCCCAGUGAUCAUUUGGAUUCUCGAUCGCGUGAUACGAACAGGCCGCAUUCUGAUAUUUAACGCCCGAUUCUGGAAUACCCGUGCCCAGGCCACAUUCAACGACGUCACCAACAUGGUCCGCCUCGAGGUGCCAUGCUCUACGAGCGCCUACAAGGCGAAGCCAGGCACAUACUACUUUCUCAUGGUGCUGAACAGUUAUCAGUUCUGGGAGAGCCACCCGUUUACCGUGGCGACGACAACAUCACACGACGGAGGCGAGAAGGACAACGAUAACAUGGGAGAGGGGGCGCCACUGCUUGAGAAUAGCGACGACGAGUCUCCCGACGCACUCAACACCCCAUCAGCUACCGGGACAAUGACUCCCAGUAUCUCAGCAACGGGGGACACCAUGACGUUCCUCAUUAGACCGUACGACAGCUUCACGGCGCGACUACGGGAUGCUGCGGCUGCGGCAUGGCCCAAGCCCGCGACCGUUCGCGUGGCAGUGGAGGGCCCGUACGGACACACUCAGCCCCUCCAUCGCUUCGACCAUGUAUUGUUCAUCGUGGGCGGCAGCGGGGUAGUGGUGCCGCUCUCGUAUCUGCGUCGACUGAGGGAGGAGACACCGCGGCCGAAGACUGUGCACAUCCACUGGACGGUGAGGGAGCCGGCGCUCGCAGAGGAGGUGUUGCGUCGAGACUUCGCGGAGGCGCUCGGCGGGGAGGGAGACGAGCUGAGGCUGGACGUGUAUCUGACGUCGAGCGGCGCGAACGAGGUGCAGACGCUCAUGGGCGGCCGCUCAGCUGGCAGCAGUCGUCGCGCGGUUGCCGGACGAGCUGAGGAGGAGGCUGAAGACAAGGUGGUGCAGUACCAUCACGGGCGAGCCGAUGUGCGCAGGGUGCUGGUGGGGGAAUGCGAGAAUGCGACGGGCAGCAGCUUGGCGGUCAUUUCGUGUGGCCCGAGCGCGAUGCAGGACGGAGCCAGACAGGCGGUGGUCCAGGCCAUGGGCGUACCCGCUAACAGCUCGCUGCGGAUAGAGUACUUUGAGGAGAGCUUCACGUGGUGA